Molecule: messenger RNA, 997 nt
Organism: Polistes dominula (European paper wasp)
Lineage: Eukaryota; Metazoa; Arthropoda; Insecta; Hymenoptera; Vespidae
Product: MKI67 FHA domain-interacting nucleolar phosphoprotein-like
Molecular function (GO): RNA binding
Source: RefSeq, a predicted model, not a curated record
GCUCGCUCGUGUGUGCACGUGGUGUUGUGUUUUAUGUGAAAUAAUAAUUUAUCAAAAUGAAAAUAAAAAGUGCAACAAAAGUGUUAAGAGAUAAAGCUCUUAGAAAAGCUGUGUCUAAUAAGACAAGAGUUUCAAAAAGUUCUGGUGAAUCGGCAUUAAAAAAAGCUGUGAAAAAUGUGAAAGAAGUUAUUGAGAAAAAACAAAUUGAAAAUAGAUCAGCAAGAGAUAAGUUGAAAGAAUCACUUAUUAAGAAAACUGCAAGAAAGAAGCUUCCAUUUACUUUUAAAAAAGGGGUUGUAUACCUUGGUCACAUACCACAUGGGUUCUUUGAAGAACAAAUGAAAGACUUUUUCUCACAAUUUGGUAGAGUUACCAGAGUAAGGCUUGUAAGGUCUAGCAAGACUGGAAGAAGCCGUGGUUUUGGUUACGUUGAAUUUGUAGUUCCUGAGGUUGCUAAAAUAGCAGCAGAAACAAUGAAUAAUUAUCUUAUGUGUGGUAGAUUAAUGAAAGCAACAUACAUACCACCAGAGAAACAACACUUUGGCUUCUUCGUUGGAAAAAGUUGGUCACAGACUGCAUAUCCCACAGCGAUAAAUAGAAAGAAGAUAACUGCUGAUAGAAAUUCCAUAAUAAGUGACAAUAAGCACAAACAGUAUAAGAAGAAAUGUUUACGAAAUCUCACAAAGUUGGAGGAGAAGUUAAAAGCAAAAGGUAUUGAUUUAAAAUUCACACCAGUGGUUGACUGUGUCGAUGAACAGACAUAAUGGGGUUUCAUAUUUUAAUUCUUUAAUGUGAUUUUCAUUAAUAUUUUAUUCAUUUUUUUUUUUUGGUUCCUUACAAAACUAAUUACAACUUAAAUUAAUACAGUUAAAUAUUAGAUCAUUUGUUUUAAGUAAUGUACAAAUUUUUGAAAAGAAUUGACACAUAACUUAUUACAAGUAAAAAUUAAGUAACAUUAGCUAUUAUGUACAAUUAAAUAUGUGUAUGUUGUAAUAAU